AUGUCUACCACACCAUCAUCCCACAGCUCCGCCACCGCGCGCGAUGCCACAAACUACUCCUACGAUCUCAGCAACGCGAUAUACGGCGCCUUCCCCAGCUGCGCAACCGAUAUCUCGCCGCGCAGAUCACGCGCCGCAUCUCCAAGUUCCGCGUCAAACUCAAACUCUUCAAAGAAGCGCAGCAGCACAGCCCGCAUGACUACAAACAGCACUACCACUACCACUACCACAAACCGCACACUCUGCCGCCAAGCCAUAAGUCUGCACCGCGAAAACGCGCCCCCAACCUGGCUGCCCGCACCCAACCCCACCAACACCAAUAAACGCAGUGCACUCGCGAGACGCCAACAAGGCCAGCAAGGCAUGAAUAUCCACGCUAGCACGUGCCUCAACCUCAAUGCCAGCGCCGAAGAAGACUGUUCCGAAGCGGAUUUGUGGAUUUUGCCUGAGCUUGAUGAUUGGGAAGAAGAUGAGACUGAGACUGAGUCUACGAUUCUAACGCCUUCGAGUUCUGCGGAGUUUGACGCACCAGUGACUGGAGGACCGGAGAACAAGUGGGCUGGAGUACUACGCCGCGCCGCCAACUCGAACCUUGAGCGACUGCGCAACCGCCUGGAAGGUGAUGGAUGGGACUUUGUUAAGGCCGCCAACCAGGACGCCGAGGAUUUGGAUGAGGAAUUCGACGUCGUUAUUUGUGGCAAAGAGUAG
Molecule: messenger RNA, 708 nt
Organism: Alternaria metachromatica
Lineage: Eukaryota; Fungi; Ascomycota; Dothideomycetes; Pleosporales; Pleosporaceae
Exons: 1
Coding region: 1-708 (235 amino acids)
Source: RefSeq, a predicted model, not a curated record